AUGGUUGGUGAUAUCAAUCAGAACUUAAAGUAUUCUUUAGCAUCCAGCUUUGCAGACGACACACAAAUUCUGAAAGAGAAUAAUGGCCUCAUGGACACCUUUAAACUCCAAAGUGAUCUAAAUAUAAUUUAUAAGUGGACAAAUAAAAAUAAUAUGAAACUCAAUGGGUGUAAGUUUGAGCACCUAAGUUAUGGAAAGAUUGAGUCUUUGAAACCACUCCCUGUAUAUCUAAGUAACACGUCAGAAAAGAUUAACAAAAAAACCACUGUGAAGGACUUAGGAGUUAUAAUGUCAAAUGAUUGCAAAUUUAAUAAGCAUAUCUCAAACCUUAUAUCAAAGGCAAACAGGAUAACUGGAUGGAUAUUACGAACAUUUGAGAGCAGAGAAAAAAACCUGAUGUUGACUCUUUGGAAAUCAUUAGUUAUUCCCCACCUUGACUAUUGUUCCCAAUUAUGGUCUCCACUAAUGAAAGGACAAAUACAAGACAUAGAAAUGGUGCGAAGAACCUUUACUAGAAAAAUCCUUGGAACUCAAGGUUUUUCGUACUGGGACGUGCUAAAAAAAUCAGUAUUUGAAUCUGUAUUCUCUGGAGAGAAGAAGAGAACGGAAACUGUAAAAGGAGGCAUCACAUGGUACACGAAUGAUCGUUUGGGUCCAAAAUGUGUUGUUCCUGUAGUGAAGAAAGGGCUAUUUUAUAAGAUUCGUUGUGCUAGCUUGGCUGUUCAAGGAGUACAAUUGUUUAAUGGUCUACCAAAAGCAAUACGCAACCUAUCUGAUUGCAGCAUAAACUGUUUCAAGUCGAAGUUGGAUUGCUUUCUUGAUAUUGUUCCUGAUGAGCCAGUGAUAUCAAAUUAUGUUCAGUUUUGA
This is a messenger RNA of Hydractinia symbiolongicarpus, 867 nucleotides long. RefSeq lists its product as uncharacterized. Bases 1 to 867 code for a protein of 288 amino acids. The record is from RefSeq and is a predicted model, not a curated record. Lineage: Eukaryota; Metazoa; Cnidaria; Hydrozoa; Anthoathecata; Hydractiniidae. The transcript has 2 exons.